UUACUCUUUUCCCUCUUAUUCUUUCCUAUAUAUGAUUUUUGUUAGUGUUGUUGCAGCCGAUGGGGGUUUGUAGGCUGCGGGCUGGGAAAAUGACAUUUGUUUUUCACUCCUGUCGCUGCACAGCGUUGACAAGGUGUUGAUUUAGCUUUAGGAAUGGUCGGGUCACGUGGUUCUUUGCAUAUUGUCACUCCCGCACUGUUUAAAGUAGCUUUUAUUGCUCAAAAGGUGAUUUGUUCAAACAGUCUGAGAUUUGCACACCGGCUUCCUCCCAAACGGACACCUCACCCCCUUAUUGCAAAUCGCUUUUCACCUUAGCAAAACUUUGCACCGUUUCUGUCCGAGCCGCGGGAGAAUUUCAUUUUAGACCCCAAAAAGCGUUAAAACGAGACCCAGUUAAAUAAACAUCUCGGUAAUGCGAUCGCAGGGAGCUGGGGCGAAGUCUACAGCUGGCGAGCUAGGGGGAUCUGCCUGGGAAUGCGGUUCGGCUGGGCUGGGCUGGGAGAGGGAGGGAGCAGAGGGGAAGAGGAACGAUCUCAGACAAGCUCCUUGCACCGAGUCGACGUGGAUAGAGGCCCCUGAGAGGAUCCGAAAUGGCCGAGACUCGGGAGGAGCCUCUUGCAUUUGCCUCCACUAGUCUAAGACCCCAACACCGGCUUGGCUCAGCUCUCUGGCCGCCCGAGACCCCUCCCACCACCAGCUCCGCUUUCAGCCCCCACCCCCACCCCCAUCCUUCCCUUCCAAAUCCGGCUCCGCUCCCUUUGCACCCUGCGGGAGCGUGCGGCCGCUCUGCUGAGCCCGGCCCCACCAGCCCCCUCCGCGCCGGACACCACCUCCCCCAGCUGCACCCCAGCCUAGGUUCCUUCAGGCCCAGGCUCUGCCCGGCGCCGCUUCGCAGACACCCGCAGCCUGGCCGGGCCGCGCCCCCUCCCCGGCCCGGCUUCCCCCGGCCCGCAUCCUCUCCCCGGCUCCCCCCCGCCUGGCUCUCGUGUGUUCCCAGCGGUGGCAGGAUGCCAAGUGUAAGUAGCCGCCUUUUCUUAAGCAAAAAUGCACCGAACAACCAGAAUCAAAAUAACCGAGCUAAACCCCCAUCUCAUGUGUGUGCUCUGUGGCGGAUACUUCAUUGAUGCAACAACCAUCAUAGAGUGUCUACACUCCUUCUGUAAGACGUGUAUCGUACGUUAUUUGGAGACAAGCAAGUAUUGUCCUAUAUGUGAUGUCCAAGUUCACAAAACCAGACCGCUUUUGAAUAUAAGGUCCGAUAAAACUCUCCAAGAUAUUGUGUACAAACUAGUACCAGGCCUUUUCAAAAAUGAAAUGAAAAGGAGAAGAGAUUUUUAUGCAGCUCAUCCAUCAGCUGAUGCUGCCAAUGGCUCUAAUGAAGACAGGGGAGAAGUUGCAGACGAAGACAAAAGAAUUAUAACAGAUGACGAGAUAAUAAGCUUAUCCAUUGAAUUCUUUGACCAGAAUAGAUUGGAACGGAAAGGAAAUAAAGAGAGAGAGAAAUCAAAGGAUGAGGUGAAUGACAAAAGAUAUUUACGCUGCCCUGCAGCAAUGACAGUGAUGCAUCUACGAAAGUUUCUCCGAAGUAAAAUGGACAUACCUAAUACUUUUCAGAUCGAUGUGAUGUAUGAAGAGGAACCUUUGAAGGACUACUAUACACUAAUGGAUAUUGCCUAUAUUUACACUUGGAGAAGGAAUGGACCUCUUCCUCUGAAGUAUCGAGUUCGACCGACUUGCAAAAGAAUGAAGAUCAGCCACCAGAGAGAAGGCUUAAAUAAUAGCGGAGAAUUAGAAAGUGACUCUGGGAGUGACAAGGCAAGCAGCCCAGCAGGAGGCAUCCCCUCUACUUCAUCUUGUUUGCCCAGCCCCAGCACUCCAGUGCAGUCUCCCCAUCCUCAAUUUCCUCAUAUCUCUAGUACUAUGAAUGGAACCAGCAGCAGCCCCACCAGUAACCACCAAUCCUCCUUUACCAACAGAGCGCGGAAAACAUCAAUAAAUGGCUCUUCAGCAACUUCGUCGGGCUGACACCUCAAUGAGACUGCCGAAAACCCUGAUUUAUAUAGAUCUCUUCAUGCCAUUACAGCUUUAUAGAUGCUAAUACAUGUGACUAUCGUCCAAAUCGCUUUCUUUUGUAGUGACACCGAACUUGGCUAUGAAAGAUGGACUAGGUGACUGUUUAUAUGGACGUUAAUUACAACGAAAGAUUGUUCUGUAAAGAAUUAUUUUCAAAGGACUGGGAAGCAAACAGAAGUAUACCAUGAUGUGUUAGGAAAGAGGUGGAGUGAUUUCUGUCCCCAUCGUUUAGACGUGGGAAGCUCCGGAAGUGGAUAUAAACCUUGGGAUGUAGUUUGUUAAUCCAGACUAACUCCUACAUUACAUUCUCUUCAAUUGUUAUUGUUAUUAUGCUGUUUUGUGAACCUGUAGAAAGCAACUGCUUUUUCAUCUUGAAAUGCAACAAAACGGAAAGAAUAUGCAUAGAAUAAUGCAUAUAUGUAGCCAUGUCACUGUGAAUAACUAUUUCUUGCGUAUUAGCCAUUUUGAUUCUUAUGUUGCAUCCUUACUUUUCUGUUGCUGCGCAGAACCGAUCAAAAUGAAAGUAAACUUCAGUUUUACAAUUUGUAUGCCUAAAAGCGGGUAUUACCGUUUUAUUUACUGACUUUGUUUAAAUGAUUCGCUUUUGUAAGAAUCAGAUGGCAUUAUGCUUGUUGUACAAUGCCAUAUUGGUAUAUGACAUAACAGGAAACAGUAUUGUAUGAUAUAUUUAUAAAUACUAUAAAGAAAAUAUUGUGUUUCAUGCACUCAUGAUAUGGUUGUUAAAUUUCCAAACUGGUUCGACCCUUGCAGAUGCCACCUGUUUGAAUUUUGCUGAUAUUGCAGAGAACACUUUGUAUGUGUGUGAAAGCUUCAGUCUUUGAGAGCUAUCACAAAUCUCUGUUAACCUGAAAGCAAUUGGCAAUCUUAAUAGGAUUUUAUGGGCUUUAUCUUGUUUCAAGUGAUAUAUUUUUACUUUUACCCAACGAUACUAAUAGUUUAAAUGGUGCAGUGAAGAAAAAUUAAGGAACAUGGAAGUGAUUUACCUGUUUGGUUAGUUUUAUUAUUUGGUGUGAUGGAAUUGUGUUUUUAAAAAGCACAUGGAAUCAUUAUAGAAGCCAUAAAAUAUGUGGUAUAAAUUUUAAGGAACCAGCAGGUUGCUGGAUGAAGGCAUUUUAUCUAAAUUUGUUUUAAUAUAUAUGUAUAUGGUACAGUACUAACUUCAUUAACAUUUAACAGGUACUUUAAUAUUUCCAAUAAACUGUGGAGAACGCCUCUUCUUUAAUGUUCUGCCAAUAGGAGCAUUUUAUCAGAGGCUUCCAAAGGUCUUAUUUUUGAACUAGAAGGAACACUUUUAACUUAAAAUAUGAAUAGCCCCGAACACUUUUCAGUUUGUGCUUUGCUUUGGUCGAACUUCAUGUGUGUUCAUCACCCACCAUUUAUACAUUUGUGAGGGUGUUUAUUCUAUAUGGAUAUUGUUUCAUGUUUGUACGGGAAAAUUGUAGUUAAACAUUUCAUUGUCUCCAGUCUGCAACAGAAGCACAAUUCUAUUGCUUUGUCUUGCUUAUAGUCAUUAAAUCAUUACUUUUGCAUAUAAAUUGCUGUUACUUGUCCUGCUUGUUUUUAUAGAUCAGGUGACUGCAAAUCCGCCACAGGGAUUAUUGAUGUAUAAUGUCUUGUUAAACGAGAUUUGAUAUUUUUUCCUGUAGUAAACAUGUACAGUUCCACUUCAGCAGUUAAAACGUUCAGUUUUAUAUACAGGAAUAUCUUUCAUUUAUAAUUGAUCAAACAAAUAAAAG
This is a messenger RNA of Trachemys scripta elegans, 3830 nucleotides long. RefSeq names its product polycomb complex protein BMI-1. Bases 1045 to 2025 code for a protein of 326 amino acids. Gene Ontology annotation, biological process: negative regulation of transcription by RNA polymerase II. Gene Ontology annotation, molecular function: promoter-specific chromatin binding. Gene Ontology annotation, cellular component: PRC1 complex. The record is from RefSeq and is a predicted model, not a curated record. The transcript is spliced from 10 exons. NCBI's taxonomy places the organism in Eukaryota, Metazoa, Chordata, Testudines, Emydidae.